AUGCGUUGGGGAAUGCCACCUCAGGACGCCUAUCAAUCUCAGUGGCUUACUCGUGAUUUGAAGGGGAAAUCUGAACGAGCAUUUAAAACUUACACAUCCUUGUUUAUGCGGCAUUUAUGUGAGCCUGGUGCAGACACUCAGGAAACGUUCAACGAUGGUGUCCCAAGAGAAGGACUCAAUAGGCAGCAUGUCUUAACUCGCAUAGGGAUCAUGAGCCUUAUCAGGAAGAAAGUCCAAGAGUUCGAGCAAGUAAAUGGGGAGUGGUCAAUGCCUGAAAUGCGUACCAAAGUAUUAGAGGCAGCUGGUAACAAUCCGUUGAAAACCACAUCUUCUUCGAAGGCAAGUAGCCGUGAGCAUAGUGUAGCCCCCGAGGAGAAAAAGGAGGACAGCAAUGAUGUGCCUGAACACUCUGACCCCCCUGCAAAGGUAGCGGUCGUACAUUAGUG
Strongylus vulgaris is the source of this 446-nucleotide messenger RNA. NCBI's taxonomy places the organism in Eukaryota, Metazoa, Nematoda, Chromadorea, Rhabditida, Strongylidae. The record is from the annotation of a GenBank genome assembly.